GUGUAAAAUUUGCAAAGAGGGGCGAUGGAGUUUUGAUGACGUCUUCCAAGCCAUUAGUAUUUCCAGUUCAUAGAACAGACGGUGGACUUUCCAAGGCAGGCGAGAUACUCACACAAGAUCGCUCGACAUCGGUAUGGGUCAGUGAGAACCCAAGGCACUCAUAUUAUUCAUAAUUGCAACUUUGUUUACAAUGUUAGUGAGGAGUCUCUUUAUUCUGGUAGUGACAGCACAAGUUUUAAACGCAGAUGAGAAUUGCCGAACACCGGAUAAUGAGGAGGGCGACUGCAAGCCCAUCAACAAAUGCCAACCCCUGUACUCCCUCUUAGAAAGGCGUCCCAUCACAGCCAGCACUGCCGAUUACCUUCGCCGAUCGCAAUGUGGUUUCGUCGGCACUUACCCCAAAGUGUGUUGUCCUUCUGGACGGACAACUAUUACCACAAAUCCGCCACCGGUUGUAGAAGGACCGACUGAAAACACCGAUGUUGAAUCGGUGACUAGCAAUUUGCUCCCUGGGGGCGACGUUUGCGGCCUAAACACACAAAGCAGGAUCUACGGAGGGGAGAAAACAGACUUGGACGAAUUCCCUUGGAUGGCUCUGAUUGAAUACGAAAAACCUGGUGGUAGCCGAGGUUUCUACUGCGGUGGGGUUUUAAUCAGUAACAAAUACAUUUUAACGGCGGCUCAUUGCGUCAAAGGCAAGGACUUGCCAAAGACGUGGAAACUAGUGAGCGUCCGCUUGGGCGAAUACAACACUGAAACUGACCAAGACUGCAUCAACAACGGCUUUGGUGAAGACUGUGCUCCACCCCCAGUCAACGUCCCUGUAGUUGAAAGAAUAGCACAUGAAAGUUACGAUCCGAAUGACGUAAACCAGUAUCACGAUAUCGCCUUGCUGAGGCUGAAACGCUCUGUGACAUUUUCAGACUAUGUCCGACCCAUCUGCUUACCAACCUCAAACGAAGAACUUCGACGGUCAUUCAUUGGCCAAAAACUGUUUGUCGCCGGUUGGGGCAAAACUGAGAACAGGUCUGAAAGCAACAUAAAACUGAAAGUCCAGGUUCCAGUUAAACAAACUUCCGAGUGUAGCUCUACAUAUCGCGUCGCUAAUGUGAGACUUGGCCCAGGACAGAUGUGUGCAGGUGGUGAAAAAGGGCGCGAUUCUUGUAGAGGUGAUAGUGGUGGUCCGCUGAUGACCGUUAUCAGAGACAAAAACAAGGACGACCAUUGGUACGCUGCAGGAGUCGUUUCAUUUGGACCGUCGCCGUGUGGAAUGGAAAAUUGGCCAGGAGUUUAUACCAAAGUUUCUAAAUACGUCAACUGGAUUGUUAAUAAGCUAAAACUAAUAGCGUGUACUACACCAAAGGGUGAACAGGGUGACUGCAGAUCGCUAAAUCACUGCCAACCCUUACGCAGCAUCUUGGAGCGUCGACCCAUGUCACAAGAAGACAACAAAUAUCUCAUAAAUUCAAUAUGUGGUUACGAAGGGCUAUGGCCAAAGAUGUGUUGUCCAAGUAACACAUUUAUUGUACCGAAAAAACCCUUGCUUCCUGAUAAAGAUCAGUGUGGUAUUUUUACAGCGAGCAGGAUUUUCGGGGGAAUGCAAACAGAACUAGACGAGUUUCCUUGGAUGGCGUUACUAGAGUAUCAAAAACCAAAUGGUAAGCGAAAAUUACUCUGCGGUGGAGUCUUGAUCAGUGAGAAAUACGUUUUGACUGCGGCGCACUGUGUGAAAAGGAGAGUUAUGUCAAAUGCAAAAUUAAUAUCCGUUCGGUUAGGAGAGUACAACACCAAAACCAACCCUGAUUGUCUCGGUUUUGGUAUUAGUGAGGUUUGUGCUUCACCGCCUGUUACUGUAGACGUGGAAGAAGCAAUAGCAUACGAAAAUUUUAACCCUAACAAUAUUAACCAAUAUGAUGAUAUAGCACUCUUGAGGCUGAAAGCAUCCGUUAAUUUUACCGAUUUCAUCAAACCUAUUUGUCUCCCAACCACUCCCGAAGAACUCAACAAGUCGUACAUUGGGCGCAAGCUCACUGUUGUUGGUUGGGGCGUUACAGAAAAUGGUUCAGAAAGCAAUGUAAAACUGAAGGUUCAAUUACCAGUAACAAAUACUUCCGAAUGCAUUUCUGUGUAUCAAGAAUACAAUAUUAGUUUGGGUGCUGGACAGAUCUGUGCAGGUGGGGAAAAAGGGAAAGAUUCUUGUCGGGGUGACAGUGGAGGACCUUUGAUGGGUGCUAGCGUGGAUAAAGAAGGCGACGUUCAUUGGUAUGCUGUUGGGAUAGUGUCUUAUGGGCCAACACCAUGUGGAAUGGAGGGUAAACCAGGUGUUUACACCAUGGUUUCCAAAUAUGUGGAGUGGAUCAUCAGCAAGCUUGAGCCCUAGUUCGAAACAAGCAAUUAGUGGAAUUUUUUUGUCUCUAAUAUUUAUGCAGUACAUGAUUAAUUUUUAAUAUUUUUCCGAAUACACGUAAAACUAGUCAAUGGA
Molecule: messenger RNA, 2482 nt
Organism: Tribolium castaneum (red flour beetle)
Lineage: Eukaryota; Metazoa; Arthropoda; Insecta; Coleoptera; Tenebrionidae
Product: serine protease P136
Exons: 12
Coding region: 191-2380 (729 amino acids)
Biological process (GO): proteolysis
Molecular function (GO): serine-type endopeptidase activity
Source: RefSeq, a predicted model, not a curated record